Geodia barretti is the source of this 4404-nucleotide messenger RNA. Lineage: Eukaryota; Metazoa; Porifera; Demospongiae; Tetractinellida; Geodiidae. The record is from the annotation of a GenBank genome assembly.
AGCCGAGUCGUCUCCACGUGGUGUCAAAGAAACUCGUCUGGUAGCUGUCGGGAGCAGCAAGUGCAGCCACCGACACCGCAAACAACACGAUCCCCGACAACCCCAGCGAUACCAUGUACUGACAGGAUCAUUGCAGUCAAGACAAUAACAGAACUGUCUCUCCCUUUCCCCCCUCUUUCCCACUCUCUCCUCUCUCUCUCUCUCCAGGAAGAAGGAUACAAAGAAGAGGACCACUUGGUGGUGCUUGACAGUGCCGGCAAGUCCCAAAACGGCCACCAGGAAGAGUAUGCUGGCACACACGGCCAGUCCAGCCAGAAUACUAGGGUCCGUGAAGUAGGAGAUCGCCUUUGAGGCAACGACAACUCCGAUGAGAAACAGCGCCAGGGCCUGGGGGCCGGAAGAAUUGCGUUAGAAGCCUGGUGGAGCCUUUGGACAAGCGUGAAAGGCUAUGCGGGGGUUAUAAUCGCGUAACUUACGAUGUAGAAGACGUUGAGGAGGACCAGGCAGCAUCUUAUGGCCGAAAAACCGCACAGCCUGACUGCCAUAGUACUGUCUCGGGUCCGUAGAAUGCUGACUCAGCAGUAAGAUCAUCCGUUAUAAAUUUCGACGGUGGACCCGUCGUAAUUUUUGCCGGAAUUGUUUGACCGCACUCUCGCGAGAAUCAACCCGUUGACAGUUAGUCUAAGUUGUCAGUGCAGUUUGUAGGGACCAGAAGAAAGAGAAAUGAAAGCAUUGAGGCGAAUGGACGUGUAGUAGCGGCAGGAGAGAGCGCGGCGCUAGCUAUCUCCUUCUUCUCUACUGACGUAUGUCUCUCCCUCCCCUGCAGGACAAGAUAACAGAGGACCAACAAGUUGAAUUCAGGGACGCCUUCUCCCUGUUUGACAAGCGAGGGGACGGGAAGAUAGAUUCCGAUCAGGUUGGAGACGUUCUUCGAGCCCUCGGUCUGAACCCCACCGAGGUCGACGUCAAGAAAAUUGUCCAGGAAAUCGACCCAGACGGCCGAAAGCGAGUUAGUUUCGAGGAGUUUCUCCCGAUCUACAACUCGGUGAGCGGGAAGAAGGAGCAGGGGAGUAUGGAGGACUUCAUCGAGGGUCUGAAGGUCUUCGACAAGGAGGGCAACGGAUUCAUCAACUCUGCAGAACUGCGACAUGUCCUCACAAGCCUCGGAGAGAAACUGACAGAUGAAGAGGUGGACCAGCUGCUCCAGGGUGCCGAGGACUCCCAAGGCCAAGUAAAUUAUGAAGAUUUUGUCAAGAUGGUAUUGGCAGGAUAGGUGUCAUCUGGCCACAGAAGCUGAUGGGACUUAUUUUUACUUCCACUGAUGUUGUGCUGCACUGUAGAGAUUGGUAGCAUAAUGUAGCCCUGUUUGCACAUGUGCAAAUAUUAUGUCAACACACACAGAUGUCUGUAUACUAGUUCUAUUUCUUCUUUGAUUGUACUCAAUAAACUGCUGCGUAUUUAGACUGCCAUUGUUAUAAUUAUUGCACGUCUCCCGCACGCGCAGUCAUAAAACCUUGCUUGUACAAUGUUACAAUGAACGUCACUAGAUUGUGUAUGUACAAGUAACCACUCUGAGUCACAUUACUCUAUGGAAAUCCUGCUCUCCCUGCUUCUUUUAUCGGGAACAGAGCUGAGUACAUGACAAAACUAAAAACAGUGGAACAUUCCUGCUACAAUAUACCACCACAACUUUAUAAAGACCUAAAUUACCACUGUUUGAAGCCAUAAUUACUGUAUAUAUAAUUAUACUGUAGUUUUAGUACUGUGUCAAUCUUCUAUGAUAGUGGAUUACAAAGCUCGGCAUGCAAGGCACCACCAUUAAGAUGGAAUGGAGAGCCAUCAAUGGAAACUUGGCAUGCAGUGCGCUGUGUGAAUAGUAUGAGAAGACAGGAUCUACCAUUACCUUGUCCACCACGACCGAAACUUACGUAUCGCCCCAGCAACACAGGUGAUCUCAUUUCACUGAAAAUUGUGGAGAGAGAGAAAGAGAGAGAGAGAGAGAGACGAGCAGAAACAUCACUGGAGUAUGUAACUUACAAAAAUCAGGAUAAGAAACGGAAAAAAGAUGCUCUUGUUUGUGAGAUAAGUGAAACGGACUUGUUACACACAAUUGCGUACCAUUGAGUCAGUAUGAAUAAUUACACAUUACCAACAUGUCACUAUGUUGGUGGGGGGGGAUGUCCUCUGCAAUUGGCCACCAAUCAAAGGGCUGGCAAUGGGGGAGAGAGAGACAGUAAGUCGCACAAAUAGAGGGACACACAAACAAACAAACAUAUAAUACAUUUUGCUCUCGAGUUGUUUGGUGCAAGUCAACAUCUGGUGUGUUUGAACGCUGUUUUCUGGUCGAAUUGCGCUAAACCUGUCCCGAUUUUAGACUGCACUGUGCACAGAACUCAAGAGAAACGCUUUCUUUUGACACGUGGAGACAGAUGCCACCAGAGUGUGAACCAAUAGCGUUUGAACCACCUCUAGAUCUCUUGGUUGGCGGGAGCAAUGUCGACGAAGAAGAGGAGGUAGAAGCAGAGUCGACGGCAGAUUCUCCUGGCCUCUUCCGCGAGAAAGAACUGGUGAGAUUGACACCCGGAAUGCCUGGAAUGUUCUUGAUGAGCGUGGACAGUGUGCUUUGAUUGGCCAAGACGCUCCGCAGGUAGGCCACCUCGGUCUCCAGUUUCCUGUUCCGGUUUUGGAGCUCCGUGCAUCUCGUUUUAAGCACGACAUUAUCUGCUCGCAAUCGAGACCGGUCCUGCUCAAGCUCCUCCAUGUACUUCUUCUUCUUGAGUCGGUUCUGGCGCGCAGCCUCGGCAUUCUUGCGGCUCUUGUCCAUCGAGACGAGAGGCCCGUUGUUCUUGGAGAUGGCUCUAGAGGCACUGUUGGCCGGUGGCGAAGGAGAAUCGAGGUCAAAAUCGGAACUAAACAUGCUGUUUCGGCGGUUUGUGGGGCGUAUUUGAGGAACGGAAUCUAGGCUGAGGGGAGAGGAGUCAUUGUCCAGGGUCCCGACGGUGAGGGGGGCGGGUACAGUCGCGGCUGCGAGGGGGGAGAGGGAGAAAGAGCCUGAACUGGUAGGCUGCCCGCACGCGAGAAAGUCAAAGUCAGAGAUAUUUUCCCCGAUGAACAAACCGGCCAACAACUGGUCCUCUUCUGGUUUGACCAGUCCCGGCGCCGUGGAGAACCCGGAGUCGAUGCUCUGCGUGCUCCCCUCGUCCGAGGUAGGGGAGUCGAGCGGUGAGUCACCGCAGCUACUAGCGCUGGUUGAAAUCUCACACGUACCAGUCACUUGUAGUAGCGGAACCACAGACACUCCGCCGUCUUCCUCGGCCAGGAGGGCGUCCAGAGCGCGGCUGCAGUCCCAGUCGGCCAGAGAGGAGUAUAUCCCUGUAGACCUGGCCAAGAAGGAACGCGUUGCCUAGAGGGGACGGGGAGAGGCUCGGGAGGUUACCGGCAAAAGAGAGAGAGGCACAAAUACAGGACAAAGAACUACAGCGCCCUAACAAGCUGGUCUAGAGAAACCUGGAGGGAGGACAUGGCUGGGAGUACCAACGACGCCUCCAACUUGGUUUCUUCCUGGGACCCCUUCGCAAACAAGUGGAGCAGAGAGAACUACAGCGCCGAGAGCGUCGUGAGGACCAAAAAAGAUCUAGCCGAGAUCUUCAGAGAGAAGCCUCAUGGCAUCCACGCAGCUCCUAACGAUGAUGACAUCGCCACAAUUCAUGGACUCGUGGUGGGGCCGGUUGGAACCCCUUACGAGGGGGGCCUGUUUCAUUUCCUCCUGCGGACACCCCCAACGUACCCUUACGAGCCGCCCCGAGUGAAAUUGCUCACAACGGGCGGCGGGACCGUUAGGUUCAACCCCAACCUAUACAUGAACGGAAAAGUCUGUCUCAGCAUUAUAGGAACGUGGCCAGGACCAGCGUGGACUGCGGCACAGUCGCUGUUGAGUGUUCUGGUGUCGAUCCAGAGCCUAAUGAACGAGAGACCCUACCACAACGAGCCCGGAUACGAGAAGGAGAUGGAAGUGGGAGCAGCAGACAAGUACAACGACAUCAUAGCCUACGAGACACUUCGUGUGGCAGUCUGCGAGACUAUGGAGAACUUCAGUACACAAUACCCGGCCAUGCUGACCAAACCGCUCAAACAACUCUUCCGUGAUCGCAUUCCUUUCUACAUCACCCGGGCAACGCAGCUGUCAGAGAGAUUGGAUGGGCAAACUUCACAGGACGUGUUUACUGGCAACAAAGUCACAUUCAACUUCAAUUCCGUAAUUGAAAGACUCCAGAAGCUAAAACAGACAAUUUAGGCGCAACAUCUGUCUUUUUCACCAACCGUGAUUUUUCACACAAUUUUUAACAUCAAGUUUUUGAUUCCCUGACAUCUAAUAUUAUAAACACACACACACACACACUAAUA